This is a messenger RNA of Effrenium voratum, 2645 nucleotides long. The record is from the annotation of a GenBank genome assembly. NCBI's taxonomy places the organism in Eukaryota, Dinophyceae, Suessiales, Symbiodiniaceae.
AGGCCCUGGAGAAAUUCCCGGAGGAGAAGGAGCGCUUUGAUGGCGCCAGCUCUGGCAAGCAGAAAGAAGGGCCACGGGUGGUGUGGCCAUGUCUUCGAGGCGAGUCCUCUCGCUUGCUUUACCUUCUGGAUCUCUACGCCGAGAAGUUUUCAUGUCUUGCAGGGGACAGACAGCUGGGACAGCCUCCCUUCAAUGAGGCUGCAAUCCUGAUCCUCGAGGGGGAGAUCUCUGUGUUGAGUCCGGAAGGCAAAGAACUUGCAGUCCUCACAGCGGGCUGCUGCUGGAACGAGCGGAUCCUGGCUGGAGCUCGAGCCAAGCAAAGUGAGCGACUCCUCCCCAUGACCAAUUGCGAGGUGCGCAUUGUGAGUCGGGAGACCUGGGGCAAAGUCAUGGCAGAGUUCCCCAGCGACCUGGGGAAGGUUCGGGCCACCAUCCUGAAGUACAUGGGCGAGCAGGCCGAGAAGCGGCUGGGCUACGAGCCGGGGUCCUGCACGCUGCUGCGCGAGACCGCCUUCUUCUCGGCGGUGUCCUUGGACUUUGCCAAGCAGGCGCGAGCCAUGGCGGAGACAAGGAUCAUUGAGCCUGGCUGCGACAUUGUGCCGGAAGCGCUGGUGACUGAGCACUUGCAGACCAAAGAGACCAAAGAGACCAAAGAGGCUGCGGUGGAGUUCCAGUUCAUUGAAGGAGGGCCAGGUGGCCCAGGAGAUGCCUCCCACGAGGGUAGUCAAGAUGAAGGCGAAGGCGAAUGCGAUCUGGUCCAGGAGCUGUACAUAUUCUUGCACGGGACUGCGACCUUAUGCUGCCCCCUCCGAGGCGAGCGGAGAUGGCAGUGCGGGGAGGUCAUUGGAGAGGCCGCCUUCGUUGGCGCCACGAGGCUCUACCCUGCCAGAGUCACGGCCGACACUGUCUGCCUAGUGCAGGUGUUCAAGAAAGAUGAGAUCUUUCUGGCGAUGAUGGCUCGUGGUGGCAGAGACAAGGAGCUGUUGGACAUACUUGGAAAGGAGGCCCAGCCCUACGGCAUGACCCAAAUGCGCAAGAGGCUGCAGCGCAGCCUCUCCUUCCGCAAUGCGCAUGCAGCCUUCUCUGGUGCACUCGUCAGGAUCCCCGACGUGGUUCUCUUCGCGCCGAAUUACACAAUCACGGAGCAGGGGGACGAGUGCAAGCUGGGUCAGAGCAGCUUCUAUUUAGUGUUGGCUGGCAGAGUCCGAGUAGAGGGCGCUGUGGGCACUCUCUUCAGCACUGUGGGCGCUGGCCAGGUCUUCGGGGAGGUGGGCGCCUUCGGGCUCUCGAGGCGGCGCACCGCCAGCGCCCGCACCUGGGACGAGGGCUACGUAUGCUGCCUGCGCUUCCGCGGCGAGGUGGUCCGUGCUGCUGUGGACACGUUUCCGCUCGACAGAGAUGCGCUGGGACAGAUCUGGAAGAGGACCGAGGUGAAGAAUAAGGGCACCGAGUUGGAUCGCAGGGAGUGGAUCAAGACCACGGCCAUCCCAGCGCUGGCGCAGACGCCUCUGCUGGGAGGCUGCCCGGCUUCCUUCUUCCAUAGCCUCUCGGUUCUCCUCCAGGAACAGCACUUCAAGGCGAACACCGACAUUGUGAAAUGCGGUGAGAAGCUGGAAGCCAUGCUGAUCAUGGUGCAGGGCAGCGCACAUAUGCGGACGCGUGUGGGAGACGACAUUGGCACCAUGAAGAAGGGCUCCAUGUUUGGUGAGGUCAAUGCUUUGGGCUUGUUCAAGUACAGCAUGGCCUCAGUCCACACCACGGAGAAGUGCCGCGUGAUCGUCCUGUCGCACCAGGCCAUGCGCCAGGCGCUUGCCACGCCCGCUGCCAAGCAUGAGGGCAUCACCCUGGCCUUUGAGCAUUUGGUAGAGCGGCGCCUGGAGCAGGUGGAACGUGGGGUGCCACUGUGCAGCAUGGGCAUUUCAGCUCAGAAGGAGGACGUGCGGGUUCGUGCCAUCGCACUGCUGGCUGAGCGCGCGGACCUGGAGACCGGGGACGCUUGGACGCCUAUCUCGGACACGGAGCCGUCUGGGCCGUUCUUCGGCGUCCUAGUGUCCGGCCGCGUCAUGGUGGAGAUCGGCCCGGAGCAUCACAUCGUGCUGCAGCUCACAUCCGGCGCCAUCUUUCCCGAGGGCCUCUUGGCCUCCUACGGCGCAGUCUGCCGCGCGGAGACGGCCUGCGAGGCGUACAGGGUUCGAUGGCACGACUUCUGCAUGGCGGUCGGAUUGAGCACCCCUGCCGCCAGUGACUGGUUCUGGAAGUUCCGGGUGCAGGAGAAGGCAACUGUGGAAAGAUUGACGCGCAGGCUGCAAUCAGUGCAGGGUCUCUUAGACGUGACCUUGCCACAUGCUAGACACGACGAAAUCCAGGCAUGGAAAGCAAGUCGGACGGCCAAGAACACGGAGGCACGGCUCCCCAUCUUGCCCCAGGAUCCCCAGGUGAAGUCCACGUUGCAGAGGACAGAAUGGCAAGAACUCCGUCAAAAGAAGCCAGGCUUGCUGGCCUACACCAGUGGCCUGGUAGAGCUGCCAAAGCUCAUUGACGAAGGUUUGACCCACUCUGCGUCAGAACCGAUCUUGCACAAGUGACGGAUGUACGAGAAGAAUCAGGGUUGCAAACAAUUCGGCAAGACAUUGCAGGGAUCCUGA